Molecule: messenger RNA, 1428 nt
Organism: Cylas formicarius (sweet potato weevil)
Lineage: Eukaryota; Metazoa; Arthropoda; Insecta; Coleoptera; Brentidae
Product: protein catecholamines up-like
Exons: 2
Coding region: 119-1240 (373 amino acids)
Biological process (GO): zinc ion transmembrane transport; intracellular zinc ion homeostasis
Cellular component (GO): membrane
Molecular function (GO): zinc ion transmembrane transporter activity
Source: RefSeq, a predicted model, not a curated record
GAACGCAGCAUAAAUAUGGCAGCAUUUUCCAACCCUAACCUAUAAAAUAUGACACGUAAUUUAGCUAAGUUAAUGUAAUUUCCUUUUUACAAAAUUUUGAAUUUAACAAUAAAUUACCAUGUAUAGAAGGAACUAUGUGAUUUUAGUGUUUCUUCUGUUUAUUUUUCAUAUAAAAUUAACAAAAAGUCAUGGUCAUUCUCACGGAUCGCAGCAACAUGAACAUGACGAUUUUGAAUCAAAUCCAGCCUUUAAGUACUCGAAAGCUGCGAAUGAAAUCAAUUUAAAAAGAGGCAGCGAAGAAGAAAAUUCAAGCAAAUCUCCGCAAAAUAAACACAACACACAAAGAGCAGAUAGUGAUCAGUUAUGGCUAUAUGCUAUGGGUUCCACACUUUUAAUAAGCGCUGCUCCAUUUUUUAUUUUGUUUCUCCUACCAAUUGAUAGGAGUGAUAAAGAGCAGCCAAAAUUAAAAAUUUUGUUGGCUUUUGCUUCAGGCGGUUUGCUGGGUGACGCAUUUCUUCAUUUAAUUCCUCACUCUACCAUGGCUAAUGAAAACAAGGAAGUUUCUCAUACUCACAGCCACAGUCACAGUCAUGAAGACGGGGGUCAUGUCCAUGACAUGUCUGUGGGGUUAUGGGUGCUAGCAGGUAUUGUCGUGUUCCUUCUAGUUGAAAAAUUUGUAAGGAUAAUGAAGGGAUCUCAUAGCCAUUCUCACGUACAGCCUAACAAAAAUAAUCAAAAGUCCACUAGCGAUAAGAGUGUUAUAGCAGAAAAUCAGUCUCAGGAAAUUAAAGUGGCGGGCUAUUUAAAUUUAGCUGCUGACUUUAGUCAUAAUUUUACCGAUGGACUAGCUAUUGGGUCUUCCUAUUUAGCUGGUAGAACUGUUGGUGUUGUAACCACAAUAACAAUAUUAUUGCACGAAGUGCCACAUGAGAUAGGAGACUUUGCUAUUUUGUUACAGUCAGGUGUUUCAAGAAGAAAUGCUAUGUUGUUGCAACUGACUACUGCGCUAGGAGCUGUCGCAGGAACAGGAAUAUCUUUGUUUGCCCAAGAUGCCACGGGAGCUUUGGCAGUGACAUGGAUACUGCCAUUCACUGCAGGAGGUUUCAUUUAUAUAGCUCUAGUGUCCGUUAUUCCUGAAUUGUUAGAUGAGGAAAAACCCACUGUUUUACAGACAAUGCUUCAAAUUGGUGCAAUGCUUAUAGGUGUUGGUAUGAUGGUAAUCGUUGCAGAAUUUGAAUAGUUAAUGAGCUUAGAAUUAAAGAUUAGUUUUUCUGGGACUAAAUAUGAAAAACAUCUCUCUAAAACUGAUUUGGGGUACUUAGUAAGCAAACACAUUAUUUUUAUAUUUAUUUUUCAAAAAUUACAUAUUUACAUACAUUUAAUUUAAUUUGUACAACCUGUCAUACUAUCAAAUAGAGUUUACAUUCC